Amoebophrya sp. A25 is the source of this 2508-nucleotide messenger RNA. The record is from the annotation of a GenBank genome assembly. NCBI's taxonomy places the organism in Eukaryota, Dinophyceae, Syndiniales, Amoebophryaceae.
CUGAAAUAAGGGAGGUAGGGGUAGCUUUGACAGGGCUACUCUUCCUUGUUCAGUAUCUUGGUUAUUCUGAUCAGUUACUUGCAUACUAUUUCAGUUUAUCGAAUAGAAAAAAAUGAAGGACCCCGCCGGCCAACCCCCCCCCCUUUUUCGGCAAAAAAUGAGAGGCUACUUGUAGUUAUAAGUCCUAGAUUCGUCAGUUCAUGAUUAACAAGUUAAUCUUUUUCUUUUGAUCGUGAUUGAAUUCAAGUAGUUCUUUAGCCGAGUAAAACAAAAAGAAACACUAACUACACAAGUGGAUCUUUUUUUAUACAUAUGUAUGACUCUGAAUAUUGAUUAUGAUAAGCACGAAGAAGAUAGAGCAGAAGAAAAUGUCCUCCUCCUCCCGUCCAUCAUCAGACGUCGAAGAUCGCUUCCUCGGUCUUUUUCUAGGCUUAGCAGCUGGAGACCGGAAUGGUGGUCCUGUACAAAUGGCUUUGGAGCUAGCAGAAGCAUGUCUCAAACUCAAUGAACAACAUGUUGGGGAUAUUAAGGGUGGCUUGAAGGAAAUGUUUCUAUUACCGGCGUGUGUUUUGCCUCUGAGAAGGCGAACAAAUGCAGAAGAAACCACGCUCCAGCGUCCUCUGCCUCUCCCGAGGGAUAAAUGCAAAACACAAACGGGGAAAUGAUACACCAAAACCCCACCUCUAAGAAUACUGGCGCUGGGCAUCCGGAACACAAUUCAGAACGUAUAAUGCAAGGUUACCUUCGGUGGUGGCACCAAGGGCCGGACUCAUGGGACACAGGUCGUAUUGCGGCGACGAUCUUUCAGCGGGUUGAUUAAGGCUCUGGCUUGUUUUGCCAUGAUUUUUGAUAAGGAUUUUUAAUUUAAAACCAUUAAUUUAUCGUCAUGUAUGAUCACGGUACAGAAGCGUUAUUUUGUUUAUAGGAUUCUUCAGUUCAUAUGGGUAUAAUUCGUGUUCAGUAUGCACAUGCGGGAAGCGCACUGUUGAUCUAGUAAUGAUGUUCAGAAGUAGCAGCCAGAAGUCAUGAUGCUCAACAGGUUUUGGAUGGAUUUGGGACCACUAGCACAAUGAUAGUAGAUGGCCUCUAACUCGAAGAGUCAAACGCCGGAUCACGACAUGAAACUGCGCCAUCAGUACAGCACACAACUCCACAUGCGGCCUCUUCCUCGUCAUCGCACACAUCACAGGCCUCUUCCCCAUCUGGAUCUACUUCAUGUAGACUCGAGAAUAUCGCCUCCGCAGUAAAUGCUGAAAUGUUCACUGCCACAGUUGGCGCUUUACACCGUUGUGGAUUUUUGGCCGCUGUGUUUUCUCACUUAUCUGACGAAGAGCUUGCCUCACUGGGGCGAAAAGAAUCACGACUGACACAUUGCCAUCCCAUUUCCCAGCAUUGCUGUGGUGCUUAUGUAGUGCUAUUGAGAAAGCUUCUGUUGGAUGGUGGCAUCGGGACCAUCGAAAGUGCUCAUGCUGCUGGAGGUGUCCUAGAAGAUGCAGCUCCCGAAGAUAAAGAGCCUGAAAGGAAAAGAGCAGCUAAAAAAGGGAAAGGCUGCGGAGGUCAAAGCGAAAGCAUGACUGAACAUGUUGAUAGCGGACAUCAUAUUCAUACUGGCGAUCAUCACGUAAAGCCGAAGGCCUGCUCAGCUGAAGUAGAUACUACUCAAAAGAACACUAGUACAAACACUACAAUUGCAAGAACAUCUUCAGCAGAUGACGCUUUCCUGCACACAAUUGAAGAAUUUGCACAAAAACUACACUCUGAGUCUGACGUUUUACCCUGCGAGCGCGACCAAGUUGUCAACGCUUUCGAGCUUGACGUCACAGGUUGCAUAAUCAUGGAUGCCAGGGCCUCCAAAGUGUAUGAUGCCACUCAUUGAGAGCAACGAAGAUAUGGGAACAAUGUCGUUCCACCUGAAUAUAUAAGAAGGGGUCACAGGAGGGGAACGACCUUCCCCUAUCGACCUUCUCAAUGAGUGGAAAUAUUCAGAAAGACGGUGCCGCGCAUAUCACUAAAAAGCUCAAUCGCGGUGGACUCUGCGUGGAUGCUCUCCGAUCGGCGUUGCACUUCGUAGCUCUCGGCUCGACUUUCGACCACGCUCUUCAAGAAUCGAUCACUUUCGCGGGCCCGGACAACUACUGUCCCGUGCUGGUGGGAGCCAUAGCCGGCGCUAGGUGGGGAGCAUGUAAAAUUUCAGAAAAACAUCUUGAACAUUGUAGAGAAGGAGUGAGGGAAAGAUGUCGGGACUUAGCGAGGCGUUGCUUUGCAAUAUAUGCUCAGGCUCAAAGAAAAAUCCACGACUAAGACGACGUGGUCGGGGUGGGUUUCCCAAGGUGGAAUGACAAUGGACUCGUCCAGAUGAUAACAAGUCUAAUGAGGAUGUAGUUGUAUAAUUGUUGUAUGGACCAGGACCUACGACGAACAACCAGCUUCAAUAAAAAUCAAGUUUAUUGUACAAGACUCAAGGAGGUCCCACAGCACUGCGAUCGUCAGUUGUAAACACGACGCACG